UCGAACGCCCCCUCGGUCUCGCUUAAGCUCGAGAUGCUGGUGGAAAGAAGGAAGACGUAAUGAAGUGAGGAUCUCUGGGUUGUUGCAAUGGUCAGAUUAUCAGUUUAUUGCCACAAAUUCCACAACCCGGAGUUGCUAUGAAGGCGGGGGCCUCGUCCAUGUGGGCUUCAUGCUGUGGUCUGCUGAAUGAAGUCAUGGGCACAGGGGCAGUGAGAGGCCAGCAGCCUGGGUUCGGAGCCGGUGCCGGACCCUUUCGGUUUGCCCCCAGCGCAGGAUAUUCCACAUAUCCGCCCACAACCUCAGGGAGCCCCAGCCUCGUAUGUAAGGCUUGUGGCCAGGCCUUCUCUGUCUUCAGGAGGAAGCAUAUCUGCUGCGACUGUAAGAAGAGUUUCUGCACUCUGUGCUCGGUGCUUCAGGAGAACCUGCGUAUAUGUGCCACAUGUCACCUGCUGAAGGGGACGGCCUUCCAGAGACCACAGCUGAUGCGGCUGAGGGUCAAAGACUUGCGGCAGUACCUGCUGCUACGCAACGUCCCCACAGACACCUGCAGGGAGAAGGAGGACCUGGUGGACCUGGUGCUGUGUCACCAGGGGACAGAGGGGGAGGAGGACCCCGACAACCCCCUCUACACCCCGCCUCCCUCCGCCGCACGUUCCACCUCCGAGCUGUCUGCGCUCUCAGUCUCCGCCUCUCAGGGGGAAGCUCUCAGCAGGAGCGACAGCUCAGGGACAACCAACCAGGAUAUAGGCGACGCCACGUCUCUCUCCCUCCUGAACCUGGCACCCAGUGAGCACACACCAGAGGUGAGCCCUCAGACGCGGCCGCGAGCACGGGCCUCUCUCUCAGACAUCUCCAGCCUGAGGGACAUCGAGGGCCUGUCCGUUAGACAGCUGAAGGAGAUCCUGGCCAGAAACUUUGUCAACUAUUCAGGCUGCUGUGAGAAGUGGGAGCUGGUAGAGCGCGUCAGCCGCCUGUACAGAGAGACGGAGGAGAACAUGAAGUCAUUGGAAAACAUCAACACAGCUAUAACUGCAGUGGUGGCCUUGCCCCCUCCUCCCAUCUGCAAUGGAGGGAUUGGAGAUGGGGAGAAGGCCCAGCUGACCAACGUGGAUGACAACCUGUGCAGGAUCUGCAUGGACUCCGUGAUCGACUGCGUCCUCCUGGAGUGUGGUCACAUGGUCACCUGCACCAAGUGCGGCAAGCGGAUGAGCGAGUGUCCCAUCUGCAGGCAGUACGUCGUGAGAGCCGUGCACGUCUUCAAGUCCUAAUGUCUCAACCCACCACUUCCACCAUGUCACAUCUUCAAAACAUUCACCUCCAGAGAAACAGAUCUGUGUUGUUCUGUCCCAGUUGUGUGUGUUCUGUCGUUAUCCCCUGAAACGCUUACAUUAUUUGUAAACUUGAUCAUGAAUUUGAGAAAUGCAGUGUGUUCAUUUUUUCCCACUUCAUUUCUUUCUUGGCCAAUGUAAAGGACCAAUGUACCAAUGUAAAGGAGGGCAGCAGUCUACCCUUUAUAUUAACCCAUUCCAUUUCUAAACACAUCCUUGACGUUUUCUCAUCUACCGUAUUUUUGUGUUAUGCUUUUGCUUACUUAUGUUGACUUUUAAACAAGAAUGUGAGCUGUGUGUGCGUAACAUCGUUCCCAGGUACCUACAGAGUGAACCACUAAUUGUGACUGUCCCAAUGACCAAACCGUAUCAUGUAAUGUCUGCCCAUAUAGAGGUCUAUUUUGAUUUGGAAGGAAGUCUCACAUUUGUUUUAAUUCUGUCAUAACAUCUUAGCACUGAAUGUUAAGAUGAAUAAGAAAAUGGGUGCUAAAUACGUUCACAUGUUUUUCCUGUUUUCCGUUUGUUAGUAUACCAACUUAAAUUGUGGAUAUCGUCACUGUCUGAAAACCUUAUCUCCCCCCAAAAAAACUUCAGGAAAUGACCAUAUUUUCCCAUUAACGAAAAUACAAUUAUGAAACUUCAGAAGCUAUUUCGAAUACAUUUUCUUGGUCCUAGAGUCAAAUGUUCAGAGUACAACAUUGAGGGGAGUUACUGCUUUCAAUAGAUGAAAAACACAACUAAAUGUAAAACAAAUUGCAUUAUGAGCACGUAAUUCCACCAGACAGCAAAAAUAUGCUUAGAAUAUUUUCAGUUCUCUUUCUUGGAAGUGGAGGGAAUAUUGUCUUUAAUUAAUACAUUGUUGUAGUUAACACAACUAAUCAAAUAUAUAGCUGCAAGUUAACUGCCACUUGUGGAAUAUAAAGUAUAUUGAGGAAAAGUGACUUGCUGUACAGUUGCAUAUAAUGUUUCAUAUCAGUAUGAGAUGUACAUAUCUAUUUUUUUCCAUUUGAUUUGAAUGUGUAAUUGAAUUGAAGAUUUCCCUCAGAUUAGUUUAUUAAAGAGUAAGGUUUCACUGUCUGGUGGAUUGAAAUGUGUUACUGCAUUGGUUUGCUUGAGUGGUCUGUCCUCAAAUGAGAAUCAGAGCAUGAUGACAGUCUGUAUGGUUGCAUCCAAAAUGGCGCCCUAUGGGGCUUUGAACAGUACAUGGCACCCCAUGCCCUAUGGGGCUUUGAACAGUACAUGGCACCCCGUGCCCUAUGGGGCUUUGGUGAACAGUACAUGGCACCCCAUGCCCUAUGGGGCUUUGAACAGUACAUGGCACCCCCGUGCCCUAUGGGGCUUUGAACAGUACAUGGCACCCCGUGCCCUAUGGGGCUUUGAACAGUACAUGGCACCCCGUGCCCUAUGGGGCUUUGAACAGUACAUGGCACCCCGUGCCCUAUGGGGCUUUGAACAGUACAUGGCACCCCGUGCCCUAUGGGGCUUUGAACAGUACAUGGCACCCCGUGCCCUAUGGGGCUUUGAACAGUACAUGGCACCCCGUGCCCUAUGGGGCUUUGAACAGUACAUGGCACCCCGUGCCCUAUGGGGCUUUGAACAGUACAUGGCACCCCGUGCCCUAUGGGGCUUUGAACAGUACAUGGCACCCCGUGCCCUAUGGGGCUUUGAACAGUACAUGGCACCCCGUGCCCUAUGGGGCUUUGAACAGUACAUGGCACCCCGUGCCCUAUGGGGCUUUGAACAGUACAUGGCACCCUGUGCCCUAUGGGGCUUUGGUGAACAGUACAUGGCACCCCAUGCCCUAUGGGGCUUUGGUGAACAGUACAUGGCACCCCAUGCCCUAUGGGGCUUUGGUGAACAGUACAUGGCACCCCAUGCCCUACGGGUCUUAGAACAGUAGUGCACUAUAUAGGCCGAGGAUAGGGUUCCAUUUUGGACAUAGGCACUGAGAUUGGGUGGAGAGGUUUCCUGCUCUUAAAAUACCAAGCACUGUACUGUAUCACACAGUCAACCUCCCUUUGGAAGGGUAUGCUAAACAAAUUGUGCAAGGUCUGGUCUUUGUAUUUGGGAAUGUUUAACCUUUUAUUUUGGUAAUUAAAGAUGAAUUACAUUAGUUUGA
This is a messenger RNA of Oncorhynchus tshawytscha (Chinook salmon), 3447 nucleotides long. RefSeq names its product ring finger protein 34a (gene rnf34a). Gene Ontology annotation, cellular component: plasma membrane; cytoplasm. The record is from RefSeq and is a predicted model, not a curated record. Gene Ontology annotation, biological process: protein K48-linked ubiquitination; proteasome-mediated ubiquitin-dependent protein catabolic process; negative regulation of extrinsic apoptotic signaling pathway via death domain receptors. Bases 138 to 1268 code for a protein of 376 amino acids. Lineage: Eukaryota; Metazoa; Chordata; Actinopteri; Salmoniformes; Salmonidae. Gene Ontology annotation, molecular function: ubiquitin protein ligase activity. The transcript has 8 exons.